Messenger RNA from Condylostylus longicornis, 759 nucleotides. RefSeq names its product tetraspanin-9-like. Gene Ontology annotation, cellular component: membrane. The record is from RefSeq and is a predicted model, not a curated record. Bases 1 to 759 code for a protein of 252 amino acids. The transcript is spliced from 4 exons. NCBI's taxonomy places the organism in Eukaryota, Metazoa, Arthropoda, Insecta, Diptera, Dolichopodidae.
AUGAGAUCCUGUGCAGCAAACCUUUUCCGGUAUACAGUUUUCAUAUAUAGUGGAGUUUUAAUGUUGUCUGGUCUUAUGAUUUUGAUCGCAUCAGUGAUAACAUUUUCUAACAUUUACAAAUAUCAUGUAUUCUUUGAUGAAGGCAUUUUAAGUUUACAACUUUUAUCAAUGGUUAUUGGUUUAUUGACAAUAGGAAUUGGAAUUUAUGGACAUUGGUCAGCUAGAAAAGAGUCUCCAAAACAUUUGAAGGCGGUAUUUUACAAAUUCCAAAAAUUUCUUUUGAUAAUUGGAAUAGCAGCUGUCGCAUUUGAAUCGAAUUUAGGUGAAUCAUGGAGAUAUCAUUAUUUCCAAAGGAAUAUGGAAGAAUUAACACCUGAUGGAAUCGACGCUUGGGAUUUGAUGCAAACUGAUUUGAUGUGUUGCGGAAUAAAAGAAUUAUUUGAUUGGUCUACAUAUAGUGUUGAUCAAAAUAUACCAUAUAGUUGCUGUAAGGACGGCACCGAAUGUUUAGUCAGUAAUAAAAACAAUUUAUUUGAGUUCGGAUGUAGUAAAAAUUUAAAAGAAUUAAUUAAUUAUAGUCUCGCUGUUCUUAUGAUUAUCAGCUUGAUUGCAUCGUGCUUCGACAUUAUUGGAAUGUUUUUCUCAAUUUCACUGAUUUCGGUAUUGGAAAGUGAGGAUAAUAGUAAUAACAGUGAAAAAGACGAUGAAGGUCAAGAAGCUGAUGCUGUUCCCGAAGAUGAAACUCAACCUGAAGAGUAA